AUGGCCCACACCGUGAACCUCACGGAGGCCGCGAGCUCCGAGCAUCUGUUCAAGAUCAACGGCUUCACGGCGACGAAGCAGAAGCCAAGGUCGUUCUCCCCGUCGAGGAAAUGCGCCGUCGGCGGCCACGACUGGCACAUCCAGUUCUGCGCCAACAGGUCGGGGCCGCCGAACCACCCUUCCGACAGCGGCGCUGGCUGGGUCAUGUUCCGCCUCAGGCUAAUGAGCAAACCAGCCGGCGGCGCGGUGGCGGCGUCGUUCGCUUGCCGCCUGGUGGAUCCGAACCAACCGGGACUGGGCGACUCCCCGGACCAAAUCUCCUCCGCCUCGUUCCACGCAUACGAGUUCCACGACGUCUACCUCGUCAGGCGGAGCGGGCUGGAAGGGUGGCAGCGUCGGUACCUGAAAGACGACUACAUCCUCGUGCAGUUCGCGAUCACCGUCCUGCUCGGGGAACCGAAGAAUGCGGUGGCAUCGGACGCCGGCCCGCCCCCGAGCGUUCCGUCCUCCGACCUGCACAGGCAGUUCGGCGAGCUGCUGCGGAGCCAGAAGGGCGCGGACGUGACGUUCCACGUCUCCGGCGAGUCCGUGCCCGCGCACAGGUCCGUGCUCGCGGCGAGGUCGCCGGUGUUCAUGGCCCAGCUGUACGGGCACACGAAGGAGGCGUCCACGUCCGCGCCGUGCGUGGAGGUCAAGGACAUGGAGGCGGAGGUGUUCAGGGCCAUGCUCCGCUUCAUCUACACCGACACGGCGCCGGAGCUGGAGCGGAGCGGGUGGCAGGCGACGGCGAUUGCGCAGCAUCUCCUGGAAGCCGCGGACCGGUACGGGCUGGAGCGGCUCAAGAGGAUGUGCGAGGAGAAGGUGUCCAUGGACAUCAGCGUGGGCAACGUCGCCACCACGCUGGCGCUGGCCGAGCAGCACGGGUGCGCCAAGCUCAAGGCCAGCUGCAUCGAGUUCAUCUUGGCUGUCCCGGAGAAUCUCUUUGCGCUCGCUGCGACUGAAGGGUACAAGCAUCUUUUUAUGCUGGGACGCCCAAAAGGUGUCACUACCAAGUACAGCUUGAAGCCUCUUGUCCCGCGCUUGUCUGAGCUCCUUGGAGUUAAUGUUGUUAUGGCCAAUGACUGCAUUGGUGAGGAAGUUCAGAAGUUGGCUGCUUCUUUACCAGACGGAGGUGUUCUGCUUUUAGAAAAUGUUAGGUUCUACAAGGAGGAAGAGAAGAAUGACCCUGAAUUUGCCAAGAAGCUGGCAUCUGUUGCUGAUCUCUAUGUAAAUGAUGCCUUUGGUACGGCACACAGAGCCCAUGCUUCAACAGAGGGAGUUACCAAGUAUUUGAAACCUGCUGUGGCUGGCUUCCUUAUGCAGAAGGAACUUGACUAUCUUGUUGGCGCUGUUGCCAACCCAAAGAAGCCAUUCGCUGCAAUUGUUGGUGGAUCAAAGGUGUCAACGAAGAUAGGGGUGAUUGAGUCUCUAUUGGCUAAGGUUGACAUCCUAAUCCUUGGUGGUGGUAUGAUAUUCACAUUUUACAAGGCCCAGGGAUAUGCUGUAGGCAAAUCUCUUGUUGAGGAAGACAAGCUUGAACUGGCAACUUCACUUAUUGAGAAAGCCAAGUCAAAGGGGGUCUCACUCUUGCUUCCCACUGAUGUUGUAGUGGCUGAUAAAUUUGCUGCAGAUGCUGACAGCAAGACUGUUCCUGCAUCAUCUAUCCCUGAUGGUUGGAUGGGCCUGGAUAUUGGCCCUGACUCCAUCAAGACUUUCAGUGAGACUUUGGAGACCACCAAGACUGUCAUCUGGAAUGGGCCUAUGGGAGUUUUCGAGUUUGAGAAGUUUGCAGCUGGCACUGAUGCGAUCACCAAGAAGUUAGCUGAAAUCACUGCUAAAGGCGUGACAACCAUCAUUGGAGGAGGAGACUCUGUGGCUGCGGUCGAGAAGGCUGGGCUGGCGGACAAGAUGAGCCACAUUUCGACUGGUGGUGGUGCGAGCUUGGAGCUGUUGGAAGGCAAGACCCUCCCAGGUGUCCUUGCUCUUGACGACGCGUAG
Messenger RNA from Miscanthus lutarioriparius, 2037 nucleotides. NCBI's taxonomy places the organism in Eukaryota, Viridiplantae, Streptophyta, Magnoliopsida, Poales, Poaceae. The record is from the annotation of a GenBank genome assembly.